Molecule: messenger RNA, 1697 nt
Organism: Melampsora larici-populina 98AG31
Lineage: Eukaryota; Fungi; Basidiomycota; Pucciniomycetes; Pucciniales; Melampsoraceae
Exons: 7
Coding region: 81-1310 (409 amino acids)
Cellular component (GO): plasma membrane; endoplasmic reticulum; Golgi apparatus
Source: RefSeq, a predicted model, not a curated record
AAUCUUUCAAUUCGAUUCCAAAUCAAGAAAAUCAAAAAACUACCAUCUCAUUCUCAAGUUCAUCAUCAACAACAUCCCUCAUGACUAUUUUCAAUCGAAAGUCUUCACAAAAGCUAGAUCCCAAUAACAAUACUACGGCUGAAGAUAAACAGAAAUGGUCCCGCCGACCUGCCAAUACCGCAUUCAAGCAACAGCGUCUCAAAGCUUGGCAACCGAUCCUUACUCCCAAGACGGUUCUUCCCAUUUUCUUUCUCAUCGGAGUCAUCUUCGCGCCAAUCGGUGGUAUUUUGCUUUGGGGAAGUAACAAAGUCACAGAAUUUACCAUCGAUUACACUGAUUGUGACACGGCUGCACCUCGAGUUCAAGCUGGUGGGGACACGAACAAUGGCUUUCAAGCGCUACCGGCUAGUAAAUACACCUAUCAUAUCAGCUCAUCUAAUGGCACUGCUCCUGCUCCGCCCGCUUGGCUGUUUGUGAAUAACCAGGCUGAUGCGAACAUCUCCCGUCAAUCACUAUGUCGCCUUCAGUUUCAACUUCCAGUUCCACUUGACCCACCCGUUUUCAUGUAUUAUAAACUCACCAAUUACUAUCAAAAUCACAGACGAUACGUUAAAUCACUCUCCACAGGUCAAUUCAAAGGCAAGAUUGUCUCAAUCGACACCCUUGACCGAGAUGAUCAAUGUAAACCUGUGGCUCGCUCACCUUCGAACCCUAACAUGCCAAUAUACCCAUGUGGACUAAUAGCGAACAGUCUUUUCAAUGAUACCUUUCUUUCACCUGUACUAUUAAAUCCACCCAACUCAAACUCAAAUGGAUUAGUCUAUCAAAUGUCAGAAAAGGGUAUAGCAUGGGGUGGUGAAGCUUCAAAGUAUAAGAAAACUCAAUAUACAAAUUCACAAGUCGCUCCUCCUCCAUUCUGGAUUAAUCGGUACCCUAAUGGUUAUACCGAUGAGAAUCCAAUUCCUGAUUUAAGUCAGGACGAACAUUUUCAAGUUUGGAUGCGUACAGCUGGCUUACCCACUUUUCGAAAGCUUUAUUUCAGACAAGACACCGAUCGAAUGCUGGCAGGAACAUAUGUCAUUGAUAUCUACAUGAAUUACCCUGUCAGUCAAUUUGGAGGCACCAAAUCGAUUGUCUUUUCAACUGUAAGCUUCAUCGGAGGCCGUAACCCGUUUUUAGGAAUUGCAUACAUUGUAGUAGGAGCCUUAUGUUUCUUGAUCGGAGCUCUAUUGACCAUUCGACACUUGAUCAAACCAAGAAGACUCGGAGAUAUGAAGCAUCUUUCAUGGAAUACUCCUAAGCAAAAGUAAAAAUGCGGGAUCUCAUGCAUCAUGCUAGUUUCUACAUUCAUCUGAACAUCUUCUUCUAGUUGUGAAUGGAUUGGUCUACCUUUAACUUGUGUUUAUUUGUUUUUGUUUACUGUACGUGAAUGUAUGGUGUGAUUAUGUUCAGUGAUUGAUGUUUUCAGAUGGUGACAGUAUUAUGAAUGUGAUCAUAUGGUGUCUUUGUUUCUGUAUAAUAUAACGACCUUUCAAGUAUUCUCUUUUUCUUUCAGAACGUUUUUUUCAUUUGUCUUCUUCGUCAUUUUUUGUUUUACAUUUUCGUACACUCUCACAUUUACUAGUGCAUUUUGCUAUCUCAUUAACCUUUACUAUCCUGACAUCCUGAACAAAGUGUUGCUCUCGCGACUGUUCUUC